AUUUCUUAACCGGCCAGUUAAGAGACCUCCUUAUCGGACCCUUAACCGUGACGCGUGACCCGCUGUGCAAGCUGCUACCAAGUAGUUCGAAUCAGUAGUAAUCAUCAAGCCCGUAAGUUCUUGCCCAUCAGCAUAUUACAUUGCUUUGCCACCAUAUCUUGACCCUAUAAAACGUACAGACCAAUCACAAGCAAGACACAAUUCAUAAUGGUUCGAGCUGUUAAAGACCUUGAGGAAUACAAGAAGCUGAUCGAGGGAGAUAAGCCUGUCAUCGUCGACUUCUGGGCAACUUGGUGCGGACCUUGCAAGAUGAUCUCGCCUCACUUUGAAAAGAUGGCCGGUACCACCGAGGGCGUCGAGUUCAUCAAGGUCGACGUUGACGAUGCUCCUGAAAUCUCCGAGUUUGCCGGAAUUAGGGCCAUGCCUACUUUCAUCGCUUACUCCAAGGGAAAGGAUAUCAAGACCGUCACUGGUGCCAAGCCUGCUGAGCUCAAGGCUGCCGUUGAGCUGGCUGCUGCCGCUGCCAACUAAGGUCUGGACCGGUAUCGCUCUAGAAACACAUGCCUCUCUCCGUACGAUUUGACCUCUGAUCGCAGGAGAUUCUGGCAUAUCGUGAGAUCUCGAGGGUUAUGUUCUGUGCAUCAACGACACGACGAGACUGCUAGAAGUCUAUACAGUAGUAUAUAGGAAAUGAAGAAAAUGAAUACUCGAUAUCUGUCAGAGGCCUCAGAGGCUUAUUAUUAUUGUUGACCGUUGAUCGCUGUCGGAAGCAGAUUGUUGAACCCGGCAUGAUCGUGAUGCGUGAUGAUGAACAUUCCGAUCCAUAACUCACUUUAGG
Molecule: messenger RNA, 838 nt
Organism: Filobasidium floriforme
Lineage: Eukaryota; Fungi; Basidiomycota; Tremellomycetes; Filobasidiales; Filobasidiaceae
Product: putative thioredoxin
Exons: 7
Coding region: 208-531 (107 amino acids)
Molecular function (GO): protein-disulfide reductase activity
Source: RefSeq, a predicted model, not a curated record